AUGUUUCAGGUUAUCUCACUCUCCGUUCUGGUCCUAUCCGCCACUUUGGCCCCGGUUUUCGCCAGCUCGCCGGCUUCUUCUCACAACACUACAUGCGCAACGCUUGUGAAGACAUUCGAGUGCCGUUGUGGACAUGCUGGUUUCCUUUCGCUCCCUCAUGCAAACAUCACUGCCCCCGAAGAGGCUCGAAAAUGCGCGAGCUACAAGUUGAUUGAUGCUCGUGGUACGGCUGAGCCACAGGGGGUCUCGACCAUGUUCUACACUAUGGUCAAGGACAUACUUGCCAACACAACCGGCGGUGUUAGCCAGCCUGUCGAAUAUCCAGCAGGUGCUGAUCAAAACACCACUAGCGGUGAGAAAUUUGUACUGGAUGUCAUAAAUCAAGGUCUUCGUGACUGCCCUGAUCAGAGCUAUGCGCUUUUUGGGUACUCUCAAGGCGCAAGCCUGAUUCUCAACGCACUUGAUCAACUUGACGUUCCUGCGCUAGGCUCGGUCAAGUCGGUUAUUCUCGUUGGGAACCCUUACCGCAUCCCCAAUAAACGAUCGAACGUGAAUGGUGCUUCCCAGAGAGACCAUGCAAAAUCGGUUGGAAUGUUUGCGAUGUCCGCCAUUGAAAACAACAGUACAGUGCCUCAGCUCUCAACCGAUGUGGAUCGAAGUGGCAAAGCAUUGGAUUAUUGUCUCGAGGGUGAUGGGGUUUGCUCUUACGACAAGACCUGCUCUUGUAGCAUGCCGGCCGGUCACCUUAGUUACGGGUUGGCUGAUGCUGUCCAAAAAACGGCCUUUGAGCACGUUGUUUCCCGGAUAGAUAAACGUCGGACCAACAACCUUAUGCGCAACUGA
This is a messenger RNA of Penicillium verrucosum, 843 nucleotides long. RefSeq lists its product as uncharacterized. NCBI's taxonomy places the organism in Eukaryota, Fungi, Ascomycota, Eurotiomycetes, Eurotiales, Aspergillaceae. The record is from RefSeq and is a predicted model, not a curated record. Gene Ontology annotation, molecular function: hydrolase activity. The transcript has 3 exons. Bases 1 to 843 code for a protein of 280 amino acids.